Ahaetulla prasina is the source of this 714-nucleotide messenger RNA. It is a transcript of the gene TRARG1, whose product is annotated as trafficking regulator of GLUT4 (SLC2A4) 1. The record is from RefSeq and is a predicted model, not a curated record. Lineage: Eukaryota; Metazoa; Chordata; Lepidosauria; Squamata; Colubridae. The transcript has 3 exons. Bases 1 to 714 code for a protein of 237 amino acids. Gene Ontology annotation, cellular component: membrane.
AUGGCCAUCAACGCGGACGCGCAGCUGGAGAAGGCGCUGGCCGGCUCUCCGCCGCCGCCCGCCGCCGCCUCCUCUUCCUCUUCCUCGCAGGAGACGGAGCAGCUGCUGCGGAGCGGCCCGUCGCCCCCCAAGCCCUGCCCGGCCGAGGACGGGGCGGCGGCUGCCGUCGGGGCGGCGGCGAUGGAGCUCAACGGGCAUGGCCUGCUCUACCGGGCCGGCUCGGAGGGGCCGCUGGAGGCCACCUCGCUCUCCCCGUCGCGGCUCAGCCUGGGGCGCGCCUCGUCCACCGCCACCACCUCCAACCUGCCCGAAGCCGGCCGCUCUCCGGAUUACCUGCCUCUGGCCAUCUUCUCGUGCUUUUGCCCCAUCUGGCCGGUCAACAUCCUGGCCUUGGUCUUCUCCAUCAUGUCGAGGAACAGCAGCCUCCAAGGGGACGUGGAUGGAGCCCAGCGCCUGGGCCGUGUGGCCAGGUUCCUCAGCAUCCUGUCCAUCGUGCUGGGUUCGGUCAUCAUCGUCAUCUGUGCAGUAAAUGCUGCAGAGAAGGAUUGUCCCAGAGGCGAAGGAGACCCUCAGGAUGAGGUUGGCACCUUCUUAAGAGAUACCAGGGCCCGUCUUUCUGUAUCGUGGACCACGAUGCGAGGGUUUUGUACCGCUUUGACCGCCUCGGUGGAAAAACCAGCCUUUUUCUUCUUAAGGGAGAAGAAGAACUUCUGA